AUGAGCGAAACACUCUAUUCAACAUGCGAUUUCUGGCAAUUUAUAUCAGGUGCCUCUGUCGUCUGGCCAAAGGACCUCGUAAAAACAGAGCUGGAAAUCUACCGCGGAAUAUUAAAAUCAUGCCUGAAUUAUUAUCAGCCUUGGAAGUAUUUAAAAAAUAAUUUCUUCUUGUUUAAAAACCUUGACCUUGAGCAGUGUUCAAAGUUGUUUGAGAUGUAUCUGUCGAGGUGUUACGAGGGAACUGAUGAUGAUCUCGAUAAAUUGUUAUCAAGAGAUCCAAGGAGAGAUGACCAGCUGAAGGGACUGAUUGAUGACGUCAGUGCAUUUUAUUUCGCAGAGAAACUGAGCUUGGUCAGGUCACUGAAACUCAUACUGGCCUAUAGCAAAGAUGGUGAUGUCCAUCCGUAUAACAACGAGUUCAAAGAGUUCACCACUGAACAUUUGAAAGAGGAUUUCAUAGUUGAUGUGUUUUCUCAGUUUGACAAGCUGCACAUGGAGACGUGUGGGGCACCUCACAAUGCUUCACUGAUGGCCAGGAGCAAACAACUGGAGACUAUCGGCAGCCGCAGUAGUCAGAACAGAGGUUUAGAUAAUUUGAAAUUGCUGUGCGAAUUACUGGACUUGGUACUGCUGUACUUCAAGUGUACCGUACUUACAAUGGACCAACUGCACUCCAUGUUUGAGAUGUUUAAGGAACAGUGGAUUUGGCAAAAUAUCCUUAUAAACCAUUUCAAUUUUUACCUCCUCCAGGAGCAAGAAUUUGGCAAAAAGUUGAUAGCGAGCAAGCAUAUUCUGGACGGCAGUGGAUCACACGCCUACGUGAAACUGGCUAACCGUAUUAGCUACAUGAUGGUGUUGUUGGUGGUAGAUGGUCUGGAAUUGGAGUUGCUGGUUGAGUCAUGUUCUCUGGGUUUUAUGGAAGAUGAGCGUUCUGGCAUGAACGAAUUGAUACUGGCUGACGCUAAUUACCAGAAGUUCAGCCAGCAGAUAGUGAAGAACCUUCCAGCAGACAACAACGUAGACCCCCUCUCCCCAUUCCACCUAGCCUGGGCCGUGGUCCAACACCUAAAGGGCGAUCCACAGUUUGGGGCUACGGGGAACAAAGCCCUGGCCGGUGGGGUGUUUGCCUAUCUGUACGAGCGGUUCCUGGACGAAAGGGAGAGCAGAUAUGAUGAGGUUGGUGCUGGUGACCUGCCAGUGUCACAACACAAUCUUCGGACUCUUAAACUCAUUGCUUUCCAUAUUUCACGAGUCUACACUGGGCGAUACAGAGGUCCAACUCAAUCAUUACGUUGCAACACUAUUGGUCAGAUACUGGACGAUGGCGCAAAAUCUGGCAGAGUCCUUAUAACCUGGACGCAUACGUACAACGGUUUCGACGUCAUGCUACAUGAGUGUCUCAGUUUACUGGCGACUUAUGAAAAAAAUGUUGGCAUUGUUGAAAACUCUGAGAUAGAGAAGGCAACACUAGCGUUGUCGUUUGUUGCCGAGUUGUUGAGAAAUGGCGGAGAAUUUGUGGCAAAAUCUGUUGGCCAGUUGAAUAGAUUUGUUGAUGUUGCUCUGGCUUAUCUCAAUAAAUCUCUGAACAGCGGGAGAUUUGGUCAGCUGUUGAUGAGUCACGAGGUUGUCACGUGCUCCUAUGACGUCACCAUCGCUUUCCUUAACUUUGUACUCAAGAUGGUGCAGGUGGCUGGUACAAUAUGCUUAAGGAUAUUCAAGUACGUUCUAGAUAAUAGUGGCGAAAGAGAGGCUGACAUAAGUCCCGGAUCAUUAUCAGCACCACUAGCCGUGGUUACGAGUCUGUUACAUUCGAAGGCUGCAAACGUGUUGUUGGACGUCGUCGCCACAGACCUUCGUCUACUACAAGCCGCCCUCGACGCGCAGUUCGAGUUGAUCUAUCCCAUGAGUAUGUAUGCAUGUUUAGGCGAUAAAGUCCAAUACAUCAGAGAUAUAUACAUGGAGAGACUGCAAUCUUCCACCGAGGAUGUCAAUCUAAAAAUAGCCAUUAUCGAAUGGCUGACGGCUUGCCUCCAGACGCAAUUGGCCCUAACCGAGCUAUUUAUAUCCAAGAGAGAUAAAAAUAAACUUUUCGGGAUUUCCAUCAACCAGCCAAUAUUGAGUGACGGUGAUGAUGACGUUGAAGAUCGGGACUCCAUCUUGCACGUUCUCGUUGAUCUCAUUGGAGUUGAAAGACAGUUCCUGUACAGAUGUCCCAGCAGUCUGCUGGCAUGCAUCAUGGAGUACUUCCACUGCAUGUGGAAGAAGUGCCACCUCAAGCCCAUCACUAAACUGAGGAAAAUGAAAAUGUUUUGGGAUUGCCUGUACAAUGUCGUCACCACUGUGGCCUCCCUAAAACACAAAGAUACUAAAUAUAACAAGUUGGAUUGCAAUGUUGUCAGUUUAUCCCAUUCAUUGAGGAUCUUAGCCUUCGAACUCAUCCACUCACUAAGGAUAAAAGAGCUGUCGUACCCCGCUGAAUUGAAAGAUUUCUGUGUAAAGGGCGUCAUCAAAUUGCUGUCCUAUUUCCAGCACAGGAUUGUCCACAACUGCACUAACGAACUGGCUAACGAAAAUGACGUCACCAUCAGCAGCAACAACAACAACAGCAACAACAACGAUGCUAAUGAUAAUGAUGAUAGAAAUGAAAAUUUCAACGUGACGUCAUCCUCUGCUGAAAUGUUUCUGUUUGGAUGGAGGGAUUUUAUGUCAAUGCUAGCGGCCAAUAAGAACUCUGAUGGGGUGACGUUGAACGGCGAGUUAAAAUCAUAUGUCAUUAUAUCUGUUUACGUGGCUCUGCUUCAUGUGAAGAAUCGAACGAAGUCGCUGAUGUCUGCCACAUGUGCCACUCUUCUCUAUUUCAGCGAUUGCAAACUGGAGAUCAUGAAAGAUGCAAAAAACAAAGAAAAGAUAAUGGACAUCUUGACUGUCGUCUGCCAGAUAUUGAAUGAUUCUUUGUUAUGGAGCGUUGGUAUGCCUGCUGUCAUAAAUAAAGAAGAGAGGAACAAGUUUAAAGCUCUGCCAAUAUCCUUGCUCAAUAUGGUGACGGAAAUAGUUUCUUGCUUCUGUGAGAGAAGCAAGAAGACUAAAAAUGAUGACGAUGAUGUCAACAAUGGAGAGCUGGAUGUCGUGCAAGCAGUGAUCGGUCUUUUCCUCAAACUGUCUGUCAACCAUGAGGGGGCGGAGUUACUGGCUGUCAAUCAAGUAAAUGAACACCUUGGCAUCUACGUUUCAUACCUCUACAGUAAUUCAUCAGUGCCGAUACAUCAGAAGCAGCAGAAAUUCCCGCGACAGCAGCAACAGCAGCAGCAGCACCAUCAACAACAACAACAAGACAACAACGUCAACAAAAACACAGACGCUGACAUCAACAGUGCCCAACAGAAACAACAACAACAACAACUCAGAACCUACCAUCUCUACGUCCACCUCAUCUCUCAACUCCUCAACACCCUCGGCCCCCUCUACACCACACAGGCCAUGGAUUUUAUCGGGGUGCACAAGGACAGGUUCAACUUUGUUCUAGAGUGUUCUAGAAUAUUCUACAGCAGUCAGCAACCCUGUCGCAGGAGGAGCGUGCUAGAUAGCAACAGCAUGGUCAAUCUUUUUCACCCAAGUAGCAGUAACCAGAGGAACCUUACUAGCAGCGUCGUCGGCAUUCCAGCUCGUAAUGAUACUGGUAACUUGAAUAGUAUUUUUAAUACUACAGUUGCCACCAGUUUACAUGAUGCGGGUAAAUUGAAAUUUGCUGGCGAAAUGGCCAGCAAAAGUUUCAACAGCAUCUUCAGCAGCAACUACAACCCUCAUAACAUCAACAAUAUGACGUCACCAUCAACCUUUUCUCCAUUUAAAAAGUCUAAAGUUACUCACGAUUCAAGCGUCCAGUCGAAAACAGCCUUCGGUCUUAUCAACCAAUCGGCAUUUGGUUUUAACUCGGGCAUCAACCAGUCAGCCAUCUCUUCUCCAUUCAACCAAUCAAAUUUGCAGUUUGGCUUCGGUGAUUUGAACAAUACAAGUGCUAACAAAUCCAGUUUGGAAAAUUAUUCAGGUAGUAAAAAUAUUGACAAGGAGUAUUAUAUAGUAGGCGAUAUUGCUGUUGAAAUAUUAGAAUUGGAAACGAUUAGUUUAUUCAUCUGUCAACUGUCCAAGUACAAAAAAGAAUGGAUGAAUGAACUGCCGGGUGUUCUUCAAUCUAUCAUGACCAACAUGUGUACUUGGACUCACAGAGUAGUCGGAUUGUUAUUCAUGCCUAAACUUUUGCUGGCCAUAUCCGAGAGUCAGAAAACAGGUCAGCCUCUAAACUUGUCUCUGAUUGGUCUAUCGAAUCUAGGGCACCAUUCUACUGACGAAUCGGCUAAUUUCACCCCAGAGUUUUACAAAUUACAGCAAAAAUUGUUGUCCAUAGUUGCUGUUAACUUGAUUUCAAUGAGGCUAUUCUCACCACCUUUGGAGGAGAUUUUUUUCAAAACGGAUAGAGUGUUGACCAGCUUUCAUUCCUUCAUCGUCAUGGACUUUUCCACUCCUUUCAUCGAUGACUUGACGCCUCCGACAUUUGGUACUCUGGUGGCGAUAUUUAAUUUCUGUAUUGACUUGCUUGGAAAGAAUGAAGGAACAAGACCCUUUUCACCUCACAAGCCCUCAACCCCCAGGUCACAUGGUAGCAAUCUUUCAACUUUCGUCAACAGGAAGCUUCUCCUAUUCUUAAUGGAUCAAGUUAUGUACUUGAUGAUGAGUCACGCCCUUAAAUAUUUAAGGGAGGCUGAAGUUGAUGAACAGGACAAACAGGUCCUUAAAAGAGAUCUAAGUGCGGAAAUGUCAUCUUGCUUGAUGAGUGCCUACCGUUACCUCAGAGUGGGGACGUCCAGUCCUGCUACCCCCAGACGAUCGUCUCAGGGACUUCCCGCGGCUCUGCACUUUGCCACGGAGCACCAAUUUUUAGGAUUUGCAGAUAACUUUGUCAGAAAUGUUUUGAGGUAACCCGUUCAGUCAUAGGAAGGAUCGUGUUGGUUUACACUUGGACGGUUAUGACGUGGCUCUGGCCUUAUGAAACUCUUUCAACGUUUUUUUGAAUUGUGGUUUUACUUUGUUUCAUUAUUGCUAUUAUUAUUUACGAUGCUGAUUAUUUUUUAUGUUAUGUUAUUUACUGCUAUUAUUUUUAUUACGAUGAUCGGCUGUCUCUUUAAACGUACAAACGCAUUUAAAAACUUUCCGUUAAAUGUUAUUUCCAAUUUGAUGAUGAACCAGGAAAGGGUGAACUAAAUCACCAAAGCCUAACUCUCCCUACUUGAAAUGUGUCUCAAUAAAAUAUACGUUUAAAAUUGUC
Helobdella robusta is the source of this 5320-nucleotide messenger RNA. RefSeq lists its product as hypothetical. Gene Ontology annotation, biological process: protein import into nucleus; RNA export from nucleus. NCBI's taxonomy places the organism in Eukaryota, Metazoa, Annelida, Clitellata, Rhynchobdellida, Glossiphoniidae. The transcript has 41 exons. Bases 1 to 4974 code for a protein of 1657 amino acids. The record is from RefSeq and is a predicted model, not a curated record. Gene Ontology annotation, molecular function: structural constituent of nuclear pore. Gene Ontology annotation, cellular component: nuclear pore inner ring.